AGUAGUUCUAUGGGACGGAUAGUAGAAUAAGCAUAUGUAAAAUAACAACAAUGGAGAAAUGUUUCAGGUCUACAACUAAACUCGUUGUGCUUCUUACUUAUGCUUAUGUUGAGACGAUCAUGUGUAUAACAAUGAAGAGAACAGAUCCAAAUGUGUGUCCAAGAACAGUCAACAGCAAUACUGGAACCCAAACAAAGCUCAUACUAGAGUGUUGUCCCGAUUAUAUUUACAAGAAUGGAAAAUGUCAAGCAUGUCCAGCAGGAAAAUUUGGAAAAAAUUGCUUGCAGCCAUGUCUGUCUAAUUAUCAUGGGGUGCAGUGCAAAAAACUAUGUAACUGUACAGAUAAUAAGAAAUGUGACCCAGUUCAUGGAUGUGUUUGUGAUACAGGGUAUACCGGAUUCAACUGCUCAAAUGCAUGUCCAUCUGGAAAAUACGGUGUGACCUGCAGUGAAGAAUGUUUCUGUGCACAUAAUGCUGAGUGUGAUCCUGUAACAGGAGGAUGUUUAUGUUCUGCAGGAUGGUUUGGGCCCCUUUGCACCAAGGAAUGUACACUGGGAACAUUUGGAAAGAACUGUAGUGGGAUUUGUGACUGUCCAGAUGGUUCACAGUGUGAAAUUAUAACAGGAAAUUGCAUUUCACUUAAAGAUGAGAUUAAAAACAUGAAUUCAGAAAAAGACAGUGAUAAAUCUAAUACAGUAAUGGUUUAUAUCGUGAUGGCUGCUGCUCUUAUUGGUCUGGUCUGUGUUGUAACAAUGGUCGUGAAAGUUAAAGAAACAUUAUGUCGACAGGUACAAAAACCAAGGAAGGACAUUUCAAAACCAAAGUUGAUACGCCGGAAAGCUAAACGAAGGCGGUCGUCAGUCCAGACACAAGACGCUCAGACUGGAUCGUUUAUUAUAGAUUCAGAAUUUUCCAUGUUUCCACCUCCAAUGGAAGAAGAUGUUUAUUGCGAAAUUGGAGACAUCAGCACACUAGAACCAGAUCGUUAUUAAUGUCCACAUACAUAUUCAGACGUCAUACAUUCCAACAUGUUUGACAAUUUUGUACAAUUAAUUGAUUUUACCACAUUAGCUGUCACAUGGUAAUUCAUUAACGUGUGUGUAAACAUUACAACUUUGACCUUUUUCUUAUUUUCUUUUUUAAAUUCUAAUAGUUCAAAUUGUAAAUACAACAAUUUUAUGCAGAAACUUUAUCCGACAUAUGAUUUAAACCAAAGAAAUCUUUACAUCAUCGUCUUGUAUUAUCAACAAUUCUCUGCCCACGGCACCACAAACAAGAUGUAUCAAUUUUUUUUUCAGAUCUUGAUGUAGGUUGAAUUUAAGGAAAUUUUAAAAGCGUUCACGGUUAAAUUUUAUUUCCCAUUGAUUAGUAAUCAGAGGCUUGUAGUGAUUAAUAACGUAUGUAAGGUAUUAUUUGUUUUAUAUUUUUUUUUCUUUCUGUUUUCAUUGAUAUUUUGACACUUACUAUAUUAUAUAUGUUUUUUUAUGUUAUAGCAUUUUCUGUGAGUUAAAUGCAGAUUUUACUGCUGAUUAGACCUUAAAGUCAAUCCAUGGGCUUAAAGGGAAAAAGCAAUCGUCAAAACUGAAUGCUUUUUUCACUGAAUACCAGGGUUUAGAAAGCCACAAUAAUGCAUUUUUUUAAUGCUGGGUUUGUUUCGUCAGUAUGGUCAAAUGCAAUCUCGGUACCAAUAUUCAGAUCUGGUGAUGUUAACGAUGCAUAAAAUUUUUGCGGUAUUCGAUCUAGAAUUUCAGCAAUCUAGGUAAUCGUUUUACAACAUUUUUGAAUAGAAGAUUGUUUAAAUGGACAACUUUAAAUGAUAUUUUAUCGUAUGCACCGUGUGGCUUUCAAUAUAGUAUAUUUGAUGCUGUUAGUUUAUAUUCUGUUUUUCAAAAACACUUUGUAAACAUAAACAAUUUUUAUUUUACUGUUUGUUCAUUUUUAUGGUACAAAAUCGCAAAAAUCUAUGUUUUAAAAUAUAUGUUUAGUAAUGUGAUAUCAUGUAUUAGAUUAAAUGCGAUGAAUCCGGAUUACUUUUGUAACAACCUUGGUUUGGUAAAAGGGGUAGUUAUUUCUCCUAUUUGAUACAGAACAAAAAACAGGGCUUAUCUUUUAAGUCAAAGAAAACAUAAAUAGUUGAAUUUCUUAAAGUUGGAAAAAAAUGACUUAAUGAAAUAUGGGUCUAAAAUAAGAAAAAAAAAAAUUGAAAUGGCUGAAGUUGUUUACAAUUUUGUUAUUUAGGCGUAUUAUAACCUUGUAAGGGGUAAUAUUUUAAUACAAUAAAACAUUAUGCAGAACAAGGUAGAAAACUAUGUUCAAUAUACGGAGAACUACUGUACGUUACUUUGGGUACUAAUCGGAAUUAUAAAAACUGUUUUAUUGCUAUUUAAGUGUGAUAGAAAAUGAAUUUCAUGUUGUUCUAUAGUGAAGUACAUACACUGAGUUGUGUAAAAAAAUGUAUUUAUAAAUAUUACUGCUCUAUGUCAUUAACUUUCAUGUUGAAAACACAUUACAGCGAUGAAACCUAGGGAUAGGGAAAUAUAUAGACAAUAACUGUAUAGUGUCUUUAAAUAUCAGCUGUAUGUGUACGAGGCUAGGAAACAGGUGUAAUGCGACAUCCAGCGAGCUAUUACUCCUGUUUCGAGCCGAGUACUCAUACAGCUGAUAUUUAAAGACACUAUACAGUUAUUGUCUUUAUCCUGCAAUGAAUUUUUUUUCCAUCCCAAUCGUUGAAUUUGUUUUUGAAAGAAAUCGACAUGACUUAAACGCGGACCGCGAUGAGGACCCCAAAUUGACCUGUAACGUAAACAUUAAUUUGACAUAACCGUUCGCUCGCAACAGAAGCAGGAUACCAGGAGACUGUAUCCGUCUAGUAUACGUAUAACGAUUCGUGUUAUCUGUACACCUGUAUUAGUAUAGUAGAGAGGUCGAUUGCAGAAUAAAUACAUUUCUCUUUUCAAUUCAGACACUUCAUUGUAAAGAUCUUUUGCAAACAUAACACUUCUGAUGUCAUCUAUUGUUAUUUAUAUAUAUUGCUUAAUACUUAAGAUUCGAAUUUGAUAGAGAAUAACAAUUGUUAUAAACUGUUUUGAUGAAAUGUAAAUGAAAGUUAUUGAACAAAUAAAAAAAU
This is a messenger RNA of Mytilus californianus (California mussel), 3127 nucleotides long. RefSeq names its product multiple epidermal growth factor-like domains protein 10. The coding region runs from base 51 to 992 and encodes 313 amino acids. Lineage: Eukaryota; Metazoa; Mollusca; Bivalvia; Mytilida; Mytilidae. The transcript is spliced from 6 exons. Gene Ontology annotation, molecular function: scavenger receptor activity. The record is from RefSeq and is a predicted model, not a curated record.